UCCUGGCGGAGAGCGACAGGUGGCCCAGGUGAAGCGUCCCUCUCCCCGCUCAGAGCGCUCCGCUGCCCGCAGCCAGUCAUGGCUCCAAGACCACAAGUGGGCACUGAUUCCUCCCCCCCUCUUGAUGACAACGUUCGGGUUAAAGAUGUGGCCAUCCUGCCGGCUUACUCCACCGUGGACCUGGUGAAUGAGGACCCAGAUGCAGAAGAUCCCUGGGAUCUCCCAGAGCUCAAAGACACUGGGAUCAAGUGGUCAGAGCUGGAUACAAAGGGGAAGAUUAUGAGAGUGCUGACUGGUAUUUUGAAGGCCGUCACGCUGCUGGGACUUCUCUACCUGUUUAUCUGCUCUCUGGAUGUUCUCAGCUCUGCUUUCCAGCUGGUCGGAGGCAAAGCUGCUGGUGACAUCUUCCAGGACAAUGUCAUUUUGUCCAAUCCUGUGGCGGGGCUGGUGAUCGGGGUGUUAGUCACAGUGUUGGUGCAGAGCUCCAGCACCUCCUCCUCCAUUGUGGUCAGCAUGGUGUCCUCUGGGUUGCUGGACGUUCAGUCUGCGGUGCCGAUCAUCAUGGGCGCCAACAUCGGAACCUCUGUCACCAACACUAUAGUGGCCGUGAUGCAGGCAGGAGACCGGAAUGAGUUCCGCAGGGCCUUUGCUGGCGCUACAGUCCACGACUUCUUCAACUGGCUGUCCGUGCUGGUUCUUCUGCCCCUGGAAGUCGCCACCGGUGUUCUGUACAAACUCACCAGCCUCAUAAUCCAGUCCUUCAACAUCCAGAGCGGGGAGGACGCCCCCGACCUGCUCAACGUCAUCACUGACCCCCUCACCAACGCCAUCAUCCAGCUGGACAAAUCUGUCAUCGCUGACAUCGCCACUGGUGACCCGGCAGCCAGAAACAAGAGUCUGAUCAAAGUAUGGUGCAAAAAAGAGACCAACACGACUUUCUGGAACGCAACAGUGGAGAACUGCACUGCUGGCGCAGUCUGCUGGGACGAAGGAAACCUGACCUGGACCCAGAUGAACUCGUCUUGGACCGAUUACCAACAGAAAUGCAAACACAUCUUCGUUAAUGCUAACCUGCCGGACCUGGCCGUGGGCCUCAUUCUCCUGGCCCUGUCUCUGCUCGUCCUCUGCACCUGCCUCAUCCUCAUCGUCAAGCUGCUCAACUCCAUGCUGAAGGGACAGGUGGCCGUGGUCAUCAAGAAGGUGCUCAACACAGACUUCCCCUUCCCCUUCGCCUGGGUUACCGGCUACAUUGCGAUGCUGGUGGGAGCAGGGAUGACGUUCAUAGUUCAGAGCAGCUCCGUGUUCACCUCAGCUAUAACUCCUCUAGUGGGUAUUGGUGUCAUUAGCCUGGAGAGAGCCUAUCCCCUGACACUGGGGUCUAACAUUGGUACCACAACCACUGCUAUACUCGCUGCUAUGGCUAGCCCUGGAGAAACGCUCUCCAACUCCCUGCAGAUUGCGCUUUGUCAUUUCUUCUUCAACAUCAUGGGGAUCUUACUGUGGUACCCGAUCCCCCUGACGCGGCUGCCCAUCAGGUUGGCCAGAGGGCUGGGGAACCAUACGGCAAAGUACCGCUGGUUUGCCGCCUUCUACCUCGUCCUGUGCUUCUUGGUUUUACCCCUGUCUGUAUUCGGCCUGUCGCUGGCUGGCUGGCAAGUCCUGGUCGGCGUGGCCGUGCCCAUCGUUGCGUUGGCCGUCUUUGUGAUCAUUGUCAACGUGAUGCAGUCUCGCUGCCCCCGCUACUUGCCAAAGUUCCUCCGGGACUGGGACUUUUUGCCGAAGCCCCUGCACUCAAUGGCGCCCUGGGACAAGAUGGUGACCAAGGUCUUCGGCAGCUGUAGCAAACACUGCUGCUGGUGCUGCAGGAAAAAGGACGGUGAAAAGAUUCAGAGCCAGAAGACUCUGGAGAUGUACGAUAACCCAGCCAUGUCAAGAGAUGAGGACACAACGGAGGCUGUUAGAGCAACACACCUUUAAUAUUAUCAAGUUAAAUGGGUAUUGGGAGUCUAUACGCAAUGCAAUGACGUAUUCAUAACACAGCUCUCGGGUUGUGGUAUGUUGAUAAUUACCCUACAUUGGUUUAAAUGCUAAGCACUGUAGUAAACACCACCAUGCAGAGAUUAUGAACACAAGGGUUGCGAUGUUUUACUGUUCAGACUCACUAUCUGCUAAGACUUAAUUAUGGGUGGUUCCGAAUGUUAUGACUUGUUUUUAUAUUUUCAUUGUAUGUGUAAGAGAUUGUUGGUUUUAUUUUCAACUUUGAAUAAGCAUUUCAAAAUAUGUUUUUUGCUUCAGUAUUUAAGACUAUUUGUAAA
Etheostoma spectabile (orangethroat darter) is the source of this 2315-nucleotide messenger RNA. It is a transcript of the gene slc34a2b, whose product is annotated as solute carrier family 34 member 2b. Gene Ontology annotation, molecular function: sodium:phosphate symporter activity. Gene Ontology annotation, cellular component: brush border; apical plasma membrane; vesicle. Bases 79 to 1977 code for a protein of 632 amino acids. The transcript is spliced from 13 exons. The record is from RefSeq and is a predicted model, not a curated record. Lineage: Eukaryota; Metazoa; Chordata; Actinopteri; Perciformes; Percidae. Gene Ontology annotation, biological process: sodium-dependent phosphate transport; intracellular phosphate ion homeostasis.